AUUGCUGUUAAAACUAUAUCAAUGAUGCAUGAUUGUCAAAUUUUGUGAAAAAUUUUACACGCUUCAGACUGAAAGUUUUUCAGAUAGCAUUGAAAAGCAAUUAAAGUAGAUUUCUCUUAUAAAAAGUGUGACAAAACAGACGGAAAUAUUUAGACAACGUGGAGCUAGGUAAAGAAUUGUUUUUGUGUACAUAUUAUUACAUCAAAAGAGUGCAUAACAAGAGUGUCAUAAGCUGCCCGGCUCAAGGACGUAGGCACAGAGUGCAAAAUCGUUUAGAAAGGCGCUAUAUGAGCAUAUAUUUAUUGACGCUAAUUACAGUGUAAAGUUGCAAAAUGGAAGAAGACCUUAUAUUACAACAACCAGCGGAUCGUCGUCUGGGUACUGGAAAUACAUUACCACCGGGACCGCCAGGUGCAGAAAGCGAUGGCGGUGCAGAAUACGAAAAUUUCACCAUAGAUACCAAUAAAACCAAAAUGGAAAAGGACUCUAGUAGAAUCUCAGCAAGUCGGUCUAGUCGUCGUCGUUCGCCCUCUGGUAGUCCGCCACGCUCUAGACGUAAGUCCCCUUCACGCGGCCGUCGAUCGCCCUCUUUAGACAGCGGUAGCCGUCGUCGACGACGUUCUCCUUCCCCACCUCCUCGCCGUAAUCGAUUUCGUGACUACUCGCCAGACCGCCGACGUUUCGAUGGAGGUGGUGGGCGCAAUAUGCGUCGCUCACCCGACAGACGACGUGGGGGUGGGGGACGUGGUUUUCGUUUUCGAGGUCGCAGUAAUAGCCGAUCGCGCAGCCGUAGCAUAUCACCACGCCGUGGUGGUGGUAAUCGUUGGUCCCCUAAAAAGAAGCCUAGUUCACCGCUUCCCAUUAAUGCGCCGCCACCACCACAAGUCUCGCAACCGCAAACGCAAUAUGGUGCUAUUCCACCACAACUGUAUCCAAGUGAUACCUAUGCCCAAACGGCAUACAACCAAUAUUCUGUGCCGCCGCCACAGCCAGCAGCAAGUUUUCCGCCACAGCAAAGAACAGAUUCUUAUGGUAUGCAGGCACCAGCACCACCUGUCUUUAAUGCAGCUUAUCCGCCGCCACCAGUUUGGGGGUCUAAUGAUGCUUAUAAUGCACAACAGCCUUGGAUGCCAACUCCAGAUCCCAAUCAGCUACAGCAAAUCACUCAACAACCGCCUCCAGCGGCACCACCAAUAUCUAUACCACCGCCACAAAUUGUGCCGCAACAAACUGUAAAUGAAGCCGCACCCAUUUCUACUGAAUCAAGUUCAAAACAUGAUGCAGCUGUUGCACAAGAAGCAGAGAAUCAGCGUGACGAAUUGAAGCGCCAACGCAGCAGUUAUCUAAAGAAAACAUCGCUACUACGUAAGGAAUUAAAAAUGUUAAAGGAACAACGAAAAGAUUUGCACAGUGGUGGUGGGGCACCACCUUCACCCACUACAAAGGGCUUCAUCGAUGAAAACGAAAAGCUACAGAAUCAAAUACAAAAGAAACUCAACACGAUCGAAAAUGUCAUUGACAUGCUAACUGGUAUUAUUGGUGAGGAAAAUUUGGAAAGAGACGAGGAAUGUUACGAGAGCGAUAAGAGUGUAAAGGACGAUUUUAAUAAAAAACAUGCUAAGGAACAAAAACAGCUGCAACAGCAGCAAAAUGUCGGUGGUAAUAGUGAACGCAGUCGCAAGAAGAAGCGUAAAAAUUCGACAACUUCAUCUGGCAGCUCGUCGAGUAGUUCCAGCAGCAGUACGAGUUCCUCGUCCAGUUCAACGUCAACGGAGAACGAAGAGGAAGAUGAUGAUGAUAGCUCACCAGAACGUUUGAAGAACAAAGCUAUAGAGUCGAUGAAGGCCAAAGCGAAGGAAGGUUUAAAACGCGACCAGGUCGGCGCCGCCAAAGCAAAAGAUGAAAAAUUCCUUGAUGAGAAAAAACGUUUCAAUUACGUGUUUUAUGAUCCCGAAAUGCAUUGGUGCCAAACGUGUGAUGUAUUUCCGAAAACCGCAAAAGAUUACCUAAAUCACUUACACUCCAAAGAGCAUAUGGAUCGGGAAAGCAUUGAAACGCCUUGGCACAUCGAUAUGGUGACUGAUCAAUUUCCAACCUUUGAGAAUGUCCCAACAAAACGUACACCUAUACGCGGUCUCACAUUCUUCAUACCAGCCUCAGCUUGGUUUUGUAAAUUGUGCAACAAUUGGAUGGGUGAUUUGCAUUGCGCCUCAACUCAUUUAAAAUCUCAAUUACAUGCUAGUAAAUACAACGCAUUUUUGGAGAAAAAUCCACACUACGAAGUUAAUUGGUUGGCCGAUCGUCAACGUGUUCUGAAUGAACGCAAAGUCGUGCCACUCCCGCCACAAAUCACAGCCGUUACAACUACAGCUGCUGAGAGUGUUACAACUAAAAAAUCCAAAAAGGAAGAGAAAGUCAAGAAACGAAAGAAGAAGAGUUCGGACAAAAAGGAUAAGAAGAAAAAACACAAGCGUUCCAAGAAACGUAAGAAGAAUGCUGCCACAACAUCGACUUCUAGUGAUUCUUCGUCUUCGGAGAGCGAAAAGGCUAGCAAAUCUAAAGUCAAAUCGUCGCCCAUAAUCAUUCAAAGCUUGGAUAAUCCCAAUCCUGCCGUUUCGAUACGUGUGGCAAUGCGCAAACAAGACUUAACAAAAGCUGACGAGGAUACACCACCACCGCCGCCACGUAUGCGUCUCGAAGCCGGCGCUCCUCACCCUGCACCGCCAUCUAACAUCGAUUUGAGCGGUAAUGCCGUCAGUGCAGUGGCGAUUGCUGCUGGUGGCGCUAAUGCUACCGCCGCUUUGUUGGCCAAUCAAGGUCGUUUAAGUAAAUGGACUGAGGCGCAAGAUAGUAGCGCUAAGGCUGCAGCCACAGCACAUCACACAGCUGUUGCGGAGUCGGAUAACAAACAUGAUGAUGCCAUUUUGCAGCAAUGGAACACCGUGCAACCGGUCAUAAGCGAGAGUGAAAAGAAAUUGUUGGAGCAGUUGAAGGGAAAGCUAAAGAAUAAACCGCGUGAGGAAUCAACAACACCGGCCGGUGCUUCGAUACGUCAUAAUGACGUUCCGGCAGAUCGACGUGUACGUGACCGUGACCGUGACCGCGAUCGUGAUCGUGAUCGUGAUCGCAGUGACAGAGAUCGAAAUGAUCGCAACGAGCGCGAUCGCAAACGGCGUUCGCGAAGUCCCGUCUUUGGUGGCGGACGUGGUGGUGGUGGUCGGGGACGUUUGCGGCGCACACGUAGUCGUUCGCGCAGUCGCGGACGCAUUAGUUCGCCAAUGGGUCGUAGAAGGCGCACACGUUCACGCUCACGUGGACGAAGAAGUCGCUCUUUCGAUCGUCGGCGCCGCUACAGUCGUUCACGUUCUCGUUCGCGCACGCGUUCUGGAAGUCGCAGUCGUAUUGAAAAGCCGGUUGUGCGACAUGCCGAAUUUAGGCCGCGUGUGCCUGAAAAGGACAAGGAUAGAGAAAAGCGUUCCACUACAGAAUCGAAAGAUAAAAAGAGUACCGACAAGAAAACCAAAACAAGCAACACAGCUCCGGUCGCAGCUGCAGUCACUGGCAAGAAAUUACCGUUCAUUGGUAAAAUGCCAGUUUUCAAGAAGCAGACUGCUGGCCAAGGUGAAGGCAGCGGCAGUGGUGCUGAGAACACCAUAACCUACACAAGCGACAAUAGUCAACAAACCAACUCUGCUCAUUUUGCGCCGCAACGUCCGCCUGCACCCACCGCAGCACAAAUCCAAAUGGCUAUGAUGGAAGAUGUAUACGGCAAUGCACCGCCAUUCCAUCCCGAUGCUGGCAUGAUGAUGGACUAUGAGGAGUUAAUGCCAGAUCCAAUACAGUUUGUAAAUUUGAUGGGUCAGGCGCCGCCACCGCCACCACCACCAGCGGUAGUUGGAGUGACAGAUGCGGCAGAUGACACCAACCCUCCUGGUGUUACUGAAGACAUACUACCACCGGGUAUUGAUGUGGCCGAGAGCGAAGACUGUGUGCCACGCCCCAUUUCCGAUGGACCUUUGCCACGUAAAGGGCCAUUACCAAAAGAUCUCGAAGAGGCGCUCAACAUAAUAUUCCCAGGUGAAAAGAAGCCAGAAGAUGAGGAAGCAGAGGCUGCGAAAAAGGCAAAAUCAACAGGCGAAACACAAAUAAUUACCGAUGAGCCCGUAAUGCAGCCAGAGGAUCUGGUCAAGGAAGGUAUACAUAUGGUUACCAUCGAAGAAACCUCUCUGGUUGGCAUGGAUGAAGCUUCACAAAUGAGCAUGAACGAACCGUUGGUGUUUAAUAAGCCCACAAAUUCUUUGCAACCUGAAGCAGUCACAGCAAACUUAAGCAUUAAAACCACAUCGAUUUCACUAGCAGAUAGUUCAUCGCAAGAUGCUACUGACAUUGAUUUGGCCGCAGUACAGCCCCCACCACCGCCACCACAAACUGAUGCAAGUACGGCCCAACAAGUAGUAAAGACUGCAAGCGUUGAGAAGCCGGAAGCAGCGGAGGUGGUCAACGGUGAGGACAACACACCUAUCUUCAAUUCCACUACUGUUAAACUAGCUGAGGAGCCAACAAGCGAUGCAAACGAUUCCACAGAAGAAACAAGCUUUGCGCCCGCACCCGCACCCAGUGAUAUACCCAUGCCCGAUGCAACGCUUGCGAAUAAAGCAUCAAUGGACGAUGUUGCUAAUAUCGUGUACGACUUAGAUGAUAUUCCACAGCCGCCGCCAUCGCCGACGGAGAGCGAGAAGAUGCGUAGACAGGAGGAGUUGAAUGAUUUGGCAAUGUUGGGUAUUGAUGCCGACGAUAUGGCUGCACAGUGCUUUUGAUCACAUUGGACUACAUAAAUCAAUUAUUCCGUUCUCUUCUUAUUUUCAAAAAACACAUUAAAAUAUUUCAUUCAAUAUCAACAACAGUGUAAUAAUUCUGUGCUUAGUUUGAUACAGUUUAGCGUGUAAUAAUGAUGUAAAGCCGAGGGCAAGAGGAAGGAAAAGGUUAUAUUUGAAUAUAUUUAUAGUCUAUCUCUUGGUAUGCUCUGCGGCAUUGAAGUAAGAUAUGCAAAUAAUAUUUAAAAUAAAGACAUAAUACAUAACAUA
Messenger RNA from Anastrepha obliqua, 5084 nucleotides. RefSeq names its product zinc finger matrin-type protein CG9776. Lineage: Eukaryota; Metazoa; Arthropoda; Insecta; Diptera; Tephritidae. Gene Ontology annotation, molecular function: nucleic acid binding; zinc ion binding. Gene Ontology annotation, cellular component: nucleoplasm. The transcript has 11 exons. Gene Ontology annotation, biological process: positive regulation of DNA-templated transcription; negative regulation of DNA-templated transcription. The record is from RefSeq and is a predicted model, not a curated record. The coding region runs from base 333 to 4817 and encodes 1494 amino acids.